This is a messenger RNA of Photinus pyralis (common eastern firefly), 1040 nucleotides long. RefSeq names its product calcium and integrin-binding protein 1-like. Bases 259 to 813 code for a protein of 184 amino acids. The transcript has 5 exons. The record is from RefSeq and is a predicted model, not a curated record. NCBI's taxonomy places the organism in Eukaryota, Metazoa, Arthropoda, Insecta, Coleoptera, Lampyridae. Gene Ontology annotation, molecular function: calcium ion binding.
UUCUUAGGCUUCACACCUUAUAGAAGAGUGUAAGCAUUGCUCCUUCACACUAUGCUUUGAAUAAUAAUGCAAAAUUCCAUGAGUAUAAAAUAUGCAAUGGCCAGUUCCGCAAAUUGUAUGUGUGUAUAAGUAAUGGCUACUUGUAUUAAAAUUAUCACAAAUGUAUGAGUGUAAUGAACCUUUGUCAUUAAUUUUCCAAGAGAGAAAAGAAACAAAGGUGAUUAAUUACCAUGCAGUAAAACUAAAUUUUAUUAAAUUAUGGGUCAGAGUAAAAGUCAAUUUUCCGAAGAAGAGCUACAAGAUUAUGAGGAUUUGACUUAUUUUACGAAAAAAGAGGUGUUGUAUGCUCAUCAGAAAUUCAAAGCUUUAGCACCAGAGAAAGUCGGUCAUAACAAAAAUGCGAAAUUGCCCAUGUCGAAAAUACUGCAAUAUCCUGAACUGGGAGUAAACCCAUUCGGUGAUCGCAUUUGCAAAGUGUUUAGUUCUAGUCACGAUGGUGAUUGCACCUUCGAGGAUUUUUUAGACAUGAUGUCUGUAUUUAGUGAUGCCGCUCCAAAAGCUGUGAAAGCAGAGCAUGCCUUUAGAAUAUUUGAUUUUGACGGAGAUGAUAUGAUAGGCACAUCCGACUUGCAACAGGUUGUAGAUAGAUUAAUUGGAAGUAAUCAUCUGUCUGAAGCAGAAAUGCAACAUUUAAUACAGAAAAUUCUAGAAGAAGCCGACUUAGAUGAUGAUGGAGCACUUUCUUUUGCUGAAUUUGAACAUAUAAUUGAUAAGUCUUCCGACUUUGCUAGUGCAUUUCGUAUACGAUUGUAACUAUUUUUCAAGACUGAUACCGAUUUAAGUAUUUCUUUGAUCUCCCCUUCAGAUUUCUCAACUGCAAUACUCUUGUGAUAUUUUAUUUCGAAUGUAUUUAUAUGAAAAUUGUAUACAAUUAAGUUUACAUUAAGAUUGUAGAUAACCAGGCAAUUUCAUACGCAUAAAUAUCCAUGUUGUGAAAAAUGAUACUAAAACACAAAUAAAACCAACUGCUGUAAUUAAAA